AUGCAUGGCGAAGGGUCCUCACCUUCUCCUCCCUUAGUCUCUCAGCUUCUGGAAAAGUACUGUGCUCAUGCCAUUUACCUUCCAGAUCGUUUCAUAGAACCUUCCAACUCGCACAAACAGAAAACCCAGAUGCUCGAGAUGCUUCUUGAUAUAUUUCCUCAUUGGAGAGUUUAUAAGGAUCUCAUUCAGCUGGAUGAACUGACGGGUGGAAUCACUAAUAUGCUGCUUGAGUGUAAGUUUCCUGGUGGUCCUGAAGAUGCCCCAAAAGAGGUGCUCGUGCGAACUUACGGACGUGGAACUGGAAUGAUUAUCGAUAGAGAUCGGGAAUUUGUCUCUCAUUUGGUUCUAAACUCUUAUAAUCUGGCUCCACCGAUCCAUGCUCGUUUUGGAAAUGGUUUGGUGUAUGGAUUCAUUGAAGGACGAGCUCUCAAGUUUGAUGAGAUGUCAAACCCUUAUAUUUACCCCUUCAUAGCAUCACAUUUGGGUAAGUGGCAUCGUCUAGUCGUUGUGGACGUCAUCGAGGACAGUAUUCGCAAACUUCGACGCAAAUUCCGUCGUAGAUCCACAAGCUCUUUGACUGACAAGAAGCCAAGACCUGUCGAUAUUUGGCAACUUGUCAAGAACUGGACUGACAUCUUACCAGAGAUACCCGAGAUGGUCAAAGUUUGCCAGGCCAACAAGGAUAUUCAGCAGUUACAGAGCUCUCCAUCUUCCCUCAAAAAUAUCCUUUCACAGGAAUUACUAUGGCUUGAGAAUGAAAUCGGUCACAGCUCUCCUCGUGUAGCUACUCAUAGUGAUUUACUUUCUGGCAACAUCAUUAUUCCAACUGAACUCUCUGACUGCUUGCACGAUUCCCAUCUUGGUGAUCUUGUAGUCUCCAACUAUAAGUCCAAGAAAAUCAAUCCCAUCUCGUUCAUAGACUACGAGUACAUGAUGCCUGGUCCACGUGCUUUUGAUAUCUCCAAUCAUUUCCAGGAAUGGCAGGGUUUCGACUGUGAUAAAGCCCUUAUUCCCAAACCUAUCAAAACAAACCAACUUCUGCGAAACUGGUGUAGUUCAUACCUAGAAGUUGAUCGUGAUAUCCAAGACUCUUCCAAGAUAAUCGAUGACUUGAUCCUUGAGAUCUCUCUGUACUAUGGAAUGCCUGGCUUCUACUGGGGUAUCUGGGCAGGAAUCCAAAGUACUAUCUCCUUGAUUGAUUUCGAUUAUGGCAAGUACUCUGGCCAACGGUUGGUUGAAUACUGGACUUGGAAAAGGCAGUAUUUGAACCGAUGA
Brettanomyces nanus is the source of this 1275-nucleotide messenger RNA. RefSeq lists its product as uncharacterized. Gene Ontology annotation, biological process: phosphatidylcholine biosynthetic process; phosphatidylethanolamine biosynthetic process. Gene Ontology annotation, cellular component: cytoplasm. Bases 1 to 1275 code for a protein of 424 amino acids. The transcript has 2 exons. Gene Ontology annotation, molecular function: ethanolamine kinase activity; choline kinase activity. Lineage: Eukaryota; Fungi; Ascomycota; Pichiomycetes; Pichiales; Pichiaceae. The record is from RefSeq and is a predicted model, not a curated record.